AUGCAGUGCCAACUAUGGAUGGGCAGUUUGGAGCCCAAUAUGACUGAAAGUUUUAUAAUGGCAGCCUUUCAUCGUAUGGGACAAAGACCACUGGCUGUAAAAGUGAUGAGGAAUAAGUUUACUGGUGAACCUGCUGGUUAUGCAUUUGUCCACUUUCAGACAGAUGAAGAAGCGAUUGACGCAAUGCACAAACUUAAUGGAAAACCAAUACCGGGCACAUUUCCCGUGGUAAGAUUUAGGCUUAACACAGCCUCAAGGGAGGCGCGAGCUAACAUGCAGCAAGAAAGAGAAUUUUCUGUAUGGGUUGGCGAUUUAAGUCCUGAAGUGGAUGACUACUCACUGUACAGAGUAUUUGCAUCUAAGUACUCAUCUAUUAAAACUGCUAAAGUAAUUUUGGACAGCUCAGGAUAUACAAAAGGCUAUGGUUUUGUCCGCUUUGGCAAUGAAGAAGAGCAACGUAACGCCUUGUAUGCUAUGAAUGGUUAUACAGGCCUUGGUUCCAAGCCUCUAAAAAUAUGUACAGCUGUGCCAAAGCCUAAAGGUGCUACUACAACUCAGAGCACAACCACUCCUACAACAGCCAAUGCAACAUAUAGCAGCGGGACGGAUUAUAACCAAUAUUAUGAUCCAUCGGCAUAUUGGCAAAAUUAUUCAGCAUGGUCAGGGUACUAUGGUCAAGGGGAUCAGAAUGCUGCUGUAGUUCCUGCCACAGUCGUGCCAGAUACUGCACAAGUCGCUGCUGUAAAGGCUCAAAAUGAUGACUUAGCACUUGUUGAACACAAGAAAAUCAUAGACAUUGAUUUAAUGAAUCAAGAAUUUUUAGAACCAGAGUUAUCUUUGUGGGACGGUCUAGAAGCAUCACAGUGGUUCCCAAAUGAAAUGAUUGAAGCACAUUAA
Messenger RNA from Parnassius apollo (apollo), 897 nucleotides. Lineage: Eukaryota; Metazoa; Arthropoda; Insecta; Lepidoptera; Papilionidae. The record is from the annotation of a GenBank genome assembly.